AUGACGGCUAGGACUUUGGGUGAUUUUAGGGUUUUGGGCGUGGAUGAACAAGAUACUACCAUGGAGGAUACCGGAGAGAAAGGAAGGCCACCGGGGGACCGUCCUGAUGCUCCAGGCUCUUGGGUGAGGAAGGUUGUAGGGAGUAACGAAGGGGGGAUGCCUGUGCCGGAAGAAGUGGUGGACGAGAAGUUUGUGGAGUCGAGACUGAGAUUGGAAUUUCCGAAUGGAGACGAUGGGGAGCCGGUGAUAACAAUAGGGGAAGAGGUGCUGACGGCGAUGAAUACCCUGUGGAAGAGAUGUAUGAUCGUGAAGGUUUUGGGGAGGAAUGUCCCUUUGAUGAGCCUGACUCGUAUUUCGACCAUCUGUUCGACAUGCGGCAUGUAUGGACACUUAGCGCACGCAUGCCCAAGAAAGAUUGCAGAGAGAGCCUUGGCCAUUGUGUCUAACCCAAACACUUCACUGCCUGAGACUACGGGAGAUAUGAGGAUGGAAACUGAAUUUACUAAAGUGAGAUCAGCAAGGAAAAAGACAGAGCAACAAAUUGCAGUAGGAGGUUCUGUGCGGAGAAAUGGGGAAAGGGACGUGAUGGGAAGUAAGACAAUGGUGGGUAGUAGACCAAGGGAAGCAAGAAAGGAGAAUGUGGUUGAGAAAGUAACAGUGUCGAAUAGAUUUGGAGGCCUAAGUGAAGAGGGUGUGACGGAGAACCCAUCUGAUGACGUUGAAAGGGAUGAUGAGAAUAAAGAAAACAAGAAUUCUGCUAACCUAAGCUCAGCAGCUUCAAGUGGAGUGUUUGGGAAGAAUUUGUCGUUUGCAGCAAAAGGGGUAAGCGGGAAUCAGACGUUACCUAAAUUUGGAGUCAAAGAUAAGGGAACUGGCAAAAUACGUGGCCCAAAUCUACUUAAGCCAAAAUCAAGGAAUGUUGGGCCUACUCAUGGCCUGGUUUUCGGCCCACCUAGAGGCGAAACUGGUUUGUCGGUGAGUGGAAAGAGAUUGAGGGUUGAAAACGUGAGUGUUGGUCGGCCAGGGGGUGUCUUCGCUGGAGUUGGAGAACUCGGUAGAGAUGAGAAAGAUACGAAGCAGGGCGGUGAACAGAGGAAGCUACAGGCGCAACCUGCGACAACAGAGAUACCUUCACUCAAUGACAUGGAAUCCCAGGGGGGCAGGAUAGAGAAGUUUCAGAGGAAGUGGAGAUCGAUCCGUUAUUUAAUGAAGAAGUUCAAAACAGAUAUCCUUGCUGUGUUCGAAACUCAUGCUGGUGGAGAAGCUGCGAGUCGAAUAUGCCAAGGUUUGGGUAUUGGUAAUUCGUUCAGGGUGGAUGCUUGUGGCCAAAGUGGAGGCUUGUGGUUAUUAUGGAGGGAGGAGUUAGGAGAACUUGAAGUGAAGUGGACUUUGGGAUGCUUUGGGGACUUUGGGAUGCUUUGGGAGGUGAUAAGCAAUGUUGUUGGUCCGGUGUUCGUGGGUGGGGAUUUUAAUACAAUUGUGCGAUUAGAAGAAAGAAGUGGUGGGAAUGGGAGGUUGUCGGAAGACUCUCUAACAUUUGAUGAAUGGAUCAAUAACAUGUCACUCAUUGACAUGAGUUUUUGUGGGAACCAAUUCAUAUGGAAGCGAGGAAAGACGGCGAGUACCUUUGUGGCGAAGAGGUUGGAUCGAGUAUUAUGCUGUGCUCAAGCGAGAUUGAAGUGGCAAGAUGCAAGAGUUUCACAUCUUCCCUUCUUGGCGUCGGACCAUGCACCACUAUAUGUGCAACUUACGCCAGAGGUGAAAGGAAAUGCGUGUCAUCGGCCUUUUUGCUUUGAGGCGGCCUGGCUUCAGCAUAGCGAGUUCAAAAGAGCUGUUAGCAACCUCAUGGGAUUGAGACAUUGA
Brassica napus (rape) is the source of this 1863-nucleotide messenger RNA. RefSeq lists its product as uncharacterized. Gene Ontology annotation, molecular function: nucleic acid binding; zinc ion binding; catalytic activity. The coding region runs from base 1 to 1863 and encodes 620 amino acids. The transcript is spliced from 4 exons. NCBI's taxonomy places the organism in Eukaryota, Viridiplantae, Streptophyta, Magnoliopsida, Brassicales, Brassicaceae. The record is from RefSeq and is a predicted model, not a curated record.